Molecule: messenger RNA, 1127 nt
Organism: Salvia miltiorrhiza (redroot sage)
Lineage: Eukaryota; Viridiplantae; Streptophyta; Magnoliopsida; Lamiales; Lamiaceae
Product: 3-isopropylmalate dehydratase small subunit 1-like
Exons: 2
Coding region: 124-897 (257 amino acids)
Molecular function (GO): hydro-lyase activity
Source: RefSeq, a predicted model, not a curated record
CCAACACAUAUUUUAUUGUAGAAAAAUACUACUACUCCACAAUGGCGGCCGCUGCACCUAAUAUUUUACUAACAUUCAGAAGUUUAACUCACAAACACCACACUCUCUCUCCCCACCAAAACAAUGGCGGCCGCUGCAGCGAUCUCAACACCACCCACUUUCAAUCUCUCCUCAUCUCCCUCCCGAAACCCUAAUUCGUCUUCUCUCUCCCACCUCAAGCUCACCUCCUGCAAUGUCAAUCUAUCAAUCUCCUACUCCCAAUCCCAAUCCCUCAAGCUCGACCGUAAUUCCCGAUUCGUAACCGCCGCCGCUUCCCCGUCCUCGGCCUCCCCCGCCGCUAACGCUACCAACUCAUUCCACGGCCUGUGCUACGUCGUCGGAGACAACAUCGACACCGACCAAAUCAUCCCCGCCGAGUACCUUACCCUCGUCCCUUCCAACCCCGACGAGUACGAAAAGCUCGGCUCCUAUGCCCUAAUCGGACUACCCGCCUCAUACGGUGCCCGAUUCAUCGACCCCGGGGCCACUAAAACCAAGUACUCAAUCGUGAUUGGCGGCGAUAACUUCGGUUGCGGCUCGUCCCGUGAGCAUGCUCCCGUGGCGCUGGGAGCAUCCGGCGUGGCGGCGGUGGUGGCGGAGUCGUACGCCAGGAUCUUCUUCAGGAAUUCGGUCGCCACCGGAGAGAUUUAUCCGUUGGAAUCGGAGGGGAGAUUGUGCGACGAGUGUACGACUGGGGAUGUGGUGACUAUCGAGCUUGGUGAGAGUAAGCUCAUCAAUCAUACCACGGGGAAAGAGUAUAAGCUAAAGCCCAUCGGGGAUGCCAGCCCUGUCAUCGAGGCCGGUGGGAUCUUCGCAUAUGCCAGGAAAGCUGGGAUGAUCCCUUCUCGCGAUGCCUGAAACACUUUUCCGGUAUCAUCUCAUCCUGGCUUCUUUAUGAGUCUUGAGAAGAGGCAAUUGACAUUGUGAAGAAUAAUGUGUACUUGUAGUGUGAUAGGUGAUGCAUGCUUCUUUGUGUUGCUUUAGUUUUAGUGGUUGAAUCAAAAACUUAUUAUCUGUGCUGUGCUGUGCUGUAUUGAGAUCAAGUUCCUGUAAGGCUGUUUGCUGCAUUAAACAAUCACGUUUGCUUC